UAGAGUUUAAUCGUUUCAUUUCCGUCUCGGGUUUCCCCAGGAGAAAGUGGCCUACAACUGUCACUAUAUAAACAGUGACAGGGGAAGGGCAACCAUGGCACAUUGAGAACAGACUCCUGCAGCCACCUGGUCUUUUCGUUUAAAAAACACAGUUGGAGGAUGACACGGAUGUUAGUUCUUUGCAUCUGCGGUUGCCUGAGUUUUGUAUGGCUGUCGUCAGCAAAGAGAUGUUUCAAUCAGAGGGGUGUGGAUCGGCGGGCUUCAAGGUUCAUCAUGAGCAUCCACUGCUUUAGGACGGCUGUGUCUGACAGCAUCCACCUGCAACGGCAAUGGGACAGACAGAGCUGCCCCAGCUUCCAACUCCACACUGGGUCUCUGUCAUCGGUGCAAUUCAACAACCGCUCUCUCUCCCCCUGGCGGUACAGAAUCGAUGAGAGAGAGGACAGGAUUCCUGCUAAAAUCCUGGUGGCUGAGUGUCUGUAUGAGGGCUGCAUCGUCAACAAGCACGAGGACAAGACAUAUAACUCUGUCCCCGUUCUGGCCACUAUCACCGUGCUCCAGAAGACUGUGUGCCCUGGCAACCCUCGACACUACCUGGUGACAGUCGACUCGGUCACCAUCCCUGUGGCAUGCACAUGUGUUGUACCCAGACAGAUGAUUUAAUCUCUUGGAUUAGGUUAAGUGUUACGCACGUGUCCAAAAUGGCACCCUAUUCCCUAUGUAGUGCACUACGAUACAUCCCUGUCCAAAAUGGCACCCUAUUCCCUAUGUAGUGCACUA
Messenger RNA from Oncorhynchus kisutch (coho salmon), 780 nucleotides. RefSeq names its product interleukin-17C-like. Lineage: Eukaryota; Metazoa; Chordata; Actinopteri; Salmoniformes; Salmonidae. The coding region runs from base 160 to 663 and encodes 167 amino acids. Gene Ontology annotation, molecular function: cytokine activity. Gene Ontology annotation, cellular component: extracellular region. The transcript has 3 exons. Gene Ontology annotation, biological process: inflammatory response. The record is from RefSeq and is a predicted model, not a curated record.